GGCUGUAGUUACGCUCUCAUCCCGCUGGGGGUAGUUUUACGCACAGUUGCGUCAAUUUCUGUCAACAAUAUCAAAGACGAAGAAGAAGUGGAGGCGGAGGAGGAAGAAGAAGAAGAAGAAGAAGAGCCCACAGCUUCCUCAGCAUCAUCCAAGCAUUAAUCGUUAAACAUUAAACCCUGACUCGUCCAGCAGCGUUAGGUCGCCAGGACUCCCCCCAGGCAGCAGAGCCUCCAGCCGGGACAGGCCUCCACCGAUGAGUCGCAAAUCGAGUCUCUCCCCCGAACUCCGCUGCGCCUUCAUGGAGUCUCCCGGGUCGGUGGGUCGAGCCGAGGGCGAUUUUCUGGAGUUGGAGCCCGACGAGGAGCUCCUGUGCUCGGUGAGCGACAUCACGGAGCACCUGGGCAGGAACAUCACGGUGGUGCUGGAGACGGCGCUGUCCGAGAUCCGCAAGAUGGUCAGCCUCCGGAUACGGGUCCUGAAAAUGGAGCUGCGCCAGAAGACGGAGGAGAUCCACGAGCUGAAGGCGAGACUGGAGACGGUGCACGGGGACGCCAGGGACGCGUACCCCGGUUCCGCAGCCACCGCGGAGUCGUCUGCGGAACCGGGCUUCAAGAAGCACAACAACAACAACAACAACAACAACCCGGACCCGAGGAGAGCCAAGGCGGCCAUGCCCGGCGUGAAGAAGGAGAACAUUAACGCGAUCUGUGACUACCUGAUGAAGGACAAGAACUCGAGAGGCUGCGCCGACGUGGACGGGGACCAGAGCAGCGACCAAGCCAGCAGCGGUGACAGGGACGCUCGGUCGGAACCGGAGCCGCACUCCCUGCACCUGUGGCCGGAUAACGGGAUGGUCGGAUCCGGGCCUGCGGAUGACAUCUUCGGCAUGCUCCCCUCCGGCAGCAAACGCAUGUACGACUACGAGUGGAUAGCACCGAUGGAGUAUUCUGCAGACGCGAAAGUCGCAAAGGAGCCGGAGUGUGAGAACCACCAAAGUGGCGACACGGAGGACGACGACAAUGAAGACGAGUCGUCCCGAAGGGAAGCAGAGGAACUGGAGGACGCCCAAGCUCCGCUCUCGAUCGGCCAGCCCUCCGAGUUCUCCAUGGAGGCUCCGAGCUCUCCAGAGGAGGGAGGGAGUUCCCUUGAGGGCAACGCAGACAGACCCGAGGCAGGCCAGCAGUUUACCAGCCACCCCUACAUCUGCUCCCUGUGUGGGACCUUUUGCCCCGACUCUGUGUUCCUGGAGGAGCACGUCAAACUCAUACACCUGGACUCCGGUCCUGGUGGUCAAGGUCUCCAGGCCCUCCAGUCCACCUCCUCCUCCUCCGCGGUCCCCGCGAUGGGAGACGGCGGCAGUGACUCCAGGCGGGUGGCGGGUGGGAAAAACGAGUGCGGCGCGGGACUGGCUUCCGGCGGCGCCGGUCAAGGGGAAGGGCUCAUGAAGAAGGAGAUUAAAAUCGAAGGAGGGUAUCAGUGCGGGGAGUGCGGCCGUCACUUCAACUACCUUGGCAACCUGCGGCAACACCAGCGCAUCCACACCGGAGAGAAGCCCUUCAUGUGUCCGGAGUGCGGGGAGAGGUUCCGCCACGCCGCCCGCUUAAAGAGCCACCGGUUGGUCCACAGCGGCGCCCAGAGCCCCUUCCCUUGUCCCCAGUGUGGGAAAGGCUUCUCCGUCCUUUCCGGACUCAAGAGACACCAACGGGUGCACACCGGCGAGAGCCCCUACGCCUGCCCUCAGUGUGGCCGCCGCUUCAAGGAGCUGGGGAACCUGUACACCCACCAGAGGAUCCACAGCGGGGCCACGCCGUACUGCUGCCAACAGUGUGGGCGGAGCUUCCGCCACCUGGGCACCUACAAGAGCCACCGGUGCACCCCGGCCCAGUAACAAGCCCCUCGAUGCUACGACAAGUCUAAAGUGUGCAUGGACUGUCUGGUCACGCUGUGGGGAGUCACGUGAAGAACAUUCUUAACAGAUGACUCUACAUCUUUGAGAUUCAAAGUUUGUUCUUGACCCUCUCCAGGAGCUCGAUUAUCUGGUGUUUGUGCAGGUGUCAUGGAAACCGUAGUUGUUUUGUGGACUUUAGGAAGCUUUAGAAACUACAUAAAGAACUAAACGUCCAUGACAUCUGAGCAGAGUUCAUCUGUGUUUCGGAGACCGAAAGCUCUCGGACAAGUCAGCACCACGUGAACGGAGCUUGGAAGCCUCCGCAAGUCGGUCUGGAGUCUCUCCGUUGGGAACUGAUUACGCUCCCCAAUCGACAAUCGAAUGGUUUGGGCGGAGCUUAAGGCUGUGAUGGACUAAAGCAUAAGAGUAGUCCUUACACAUUCAUCAACAAAAUGGCUGUGAUUGGUUGGAGGACUUUCCAAUCGCAUGCAGAGGUAUGUCUGUCUCUGUGUUGGUUGAAUCCACACAGAGACAGACACAAACACAAUAGACACAGGCUAUGCUAAGCUAACAUACAGCAUGAAAGAGCUGUAGUUAUCGAGGAGCAGACAUCCAAUUGUGUUAUUACAACUCACCACUGCUGUAACUGGAGUGGAUCUGAUAAACUGUUACACCAUAGUAUAUUUCAAGUUUGGAAAUUGAGCUUCACUUGAAACCGGCACAGUGUGGUUAAUUUCUGAAGGCAAAAAAAAUCAUGAUUUGGUUUGAUUAACCGACGCAGACUGUGAUUUUCUUUGUUUUGUUUCAUUUUGUUGUUCUGUAAAAAAGAAAAAAAAAUGCAAAAUGAAAGCUGGUGGUGUGUGAAUAGUAGCUGUUAUUGCUCAUCGGCUCUGGAAAUAAAAGUGUUCUCCUUUU
Messenger RNA from Mugil cephalus (flathead mullet), 2803 nucleotides. RefSeq names its product zinc finger protein 16 like (gene znf16l). The coding region runs from base 254 to 1888 and encodes 544 amino acids. Gene Ontology annotation, cellular component: nucleus. Gene Ontology annotation, biological process: regulation of transcription by RNA polymerase II. Lineage: Eukaryota; Metazoa; Chordata; Actinopteri; Mugiliformes; Mugilidae. The record is from RefSeq and is a predicted model, not a curated record. Gene Ontology annotation, molecular function: RNA polymerase II transcription regulatory region sequence-specific DNA binding; DNA-binding transcription factor activity, RNA polymerase II-specific. The transcript has 3 exons.